Cetraspora pellucida is the source of this 206-nucleotide messenger RNA. The record is from the annotation of a GenBank genome assembly. NCBI's taxonomy places the organism in Eukaryota, Fungi, Glomeromycota, Glomeromycetes, Diversisporales, Gigasporaceae.
CUGCACUCUUUCAUGUUCAUACAUGCAAAGACAAAAACUGCAAACUUUUACCUGAUAACACAGAACACAUUUUUAAAAACAUAUCAACUCAUUACUUUGACAAAUCCUUUGAAACAUUUCCAGUACCUUCAAAAGACAACAUAACUCCUAAAACUACAUAUUUACUUCAGACUAUACAAUCUUUCAACCAAACCAACAAUACAUAG